CAUAUGAAGAGACACAACACAAGCGCGCGCCGCAGCAGCGGAGUAACCCAACAAAGCUAGCUAGCUGCAACACCCAGCACGUAGGCAUGGCGGUGGACGAGGUCGUCGACGGCCAGAACGCAGCAGCAGCUUUCCGGUGGCGGUGGUUCGACGCGGCGCGCUACGUGUUGGCCCUGGCUGUGACCGCGCUCAUGAUCACCGUCAUCGCGCACGCCGUCCACGUCCUUCUCCGGCCCGAUGACCUUUUCCUCCAGGUGGACAAGGGCUUCGUGGCCGUGAAGCGGGGCACUCCGGCAUGGAACCUCAGCUUCGCUCUCGACCUCGAGGUCAUCAACCCCAGCGGCCGCGUCGCCAUCUUCUACGAAGGCGUCACGGCCUACUUGUACGGCAGUGCGAACGAGGCGUCACAGCCGGAAUAUUUCGUGAGCAUGGAUGUCGGGGACAUAUCCCUGAGGCAGCAGUCGUCGGAAUUCGAGUAUCUGCAUACCUUCGCCGAUUUGAAUUCGCCGGAUUAUAAGGCCUACUUCGACCUGUUCAAAAGCAGCGGCACCAUGGGCAUUCCGGACGGGGUUGUGGCCGUGAACGGUACCCUCACCGUCGGGCUGUAUUCCUGGCGCAACCAGACUCCUAUAGUAGCCACCUACUACUGCUGGCCGGUCGCCAUCGGCGGCGAUUCCUCUGAUGUCACCGCAGGCAGCGCACGGUGUACGGACGACCCGCCUAGGCGAGAGGCAAGCCUUACCUAGUCCUAUAGUUCGCCGUCCUUAGGCGCUUUGUCUGUUUUUACCAAAGGGGGGGAAGGAUCGAGCCUCUGCAUUGAAAAGAUGCAUAUGCUCUUUGCGCUCUAUCUUUGACAUCCCACACCCUUCUAUCUCAUUUUCCGUUUAUUCAUUCAAUCAACUGUGUACGUUCUAAGGAGUAAAUGUUUUGGCGGUUAAGCUACUUGCUUGAGACUAUAUAUCAGAGUAUACUAGAUAAAAAUGUGUUGGUCUUUCGGUCAUGUUUU
Lolium perenne is the source of this 1006-nucleotide messenger RNA. RefSeq lists its product as uncharacterized. NCBI's taxonomy places the organism in Eukaryota, Viridiplantae, Streptophyta, Magnoliopsida, Poales, Poaceae. The record is from RefSeq and is a predicted model, not a curated record.